GCUAACCCAGGGGUCAUGGCGGUGGUGCAGGACGUGGUGGAAAGUCGUCUGCACCAUGGCAACGGCGACUCCAUCAGCCACCUAGCGGAGACCCCGCGAGGUGCACCCGUGAGGAAGCUCGUCAUCCUGGGGGAGGGACAUGAGGACAUCCCGAGGGUCUAUCAGACUUGCAGAUAUUACGAGCAGAAAUGGGACGACUGGGUGGACCUGUCCUCCAUGCCUCCGGGAACGGUUACCAGGCACGCCGUUGCCAUGGUGAGCCACGCCCUGUACGUGCUGAGCGACCUUAAGGACAGACACGAGCUGUACCGGUACGACCUGGGGGUCAAAGGUUGGAAGAAGCUGGCUGGGCCCGAGCACAGACGGACCGGGUACGCGCUCAGCGCCUGGCGGGAGCACCUCUUCCUCAUUGCCGGGAAGUGCCCGGUCACGACCGCGGUGGAGGAGUACGUGCCCACGGAAAACGAAUGGAAAUCUAUCACAGGUCCAUUUUAA
Molecule: messenger RNA, 495 nt
Organism: Branchiostoma floridae (Florida lancelet)
Lineage: Eukaryota; Metazoa; Chordata; Leptocardii; Amphioxiformes; Branchiostomatidae
Exons: 3
Coding region: 16-495 (159 amino acids)
Molecular function (GO): protein binding
Source: RefSeq, a predicted model, not a curated record